UUUGCGGAAAAACGAAAAAUGGCAGGAUCGAGGUGCUCCAGUCGAGUGAGAUUAAUGGCCUUUCUUGCACUUUUCGCCACCCUUUUCUUCACCGCGAGCUCUGUUGCUCAAGUGCCACUCCUCAUGUGGUCCAGCGACGGGUUACCACCACUGGCCUCACCUGCAGCUGGUCACAUCACGACCAACGGCCAACUGACGGCCUACUUUACCUCUGCCUUUGGCGCUGGCCCCCACACUGUGCUGCUGUUACUGCAAGAUAAGUUAAGCAAAGAUGACUUCACCGUCUUUGGUGGAGUGUUUGGAAAUAAGCAGGAUAGUGCCUUUCAAAAUCUUGAGGCUGCACUGCAGUCUUCUUCCUCAUCAGUCAUGCUCCCUGCUUUAGAGUGGUCCGACUCCUCUGUCAUCCCAGCUCUGCUGCAAGAGAAGCUGGGGGUCUCGCCUCUGCUUGUAGACGCAGACACUCUGUCACAUCUCAGCAUCAACUCAUCCGCCAGCAAUCUACUGCUCAUCAAUCUUCCUUAUUGUACUGGCUUGGACACGUCUUGCAAGGGCGUCCUGCAUGCCAAUGAUGAAAUUAUUGGGAAAGUUCUAAGUAUAAUGAAAGCCAAAGAUGUCCAGUACACUGCGAUAUACACAGGCCUCCAGCCAUCACGAGUGAUUUCAGAGACAUCUCUGUCCGUCCAGCCGGCCGGGCGAUCCUUGCUCCAAGCUGAGCUGCCCGAUGUCAAACCGCCCAUCAUGUUUAAUGUAUCCGGUAACCCUUGCAUAAUGCUUUGGGCUCAGAAUCUCAGCAUCAGCACUUCAAAAGAUGUGUGGAUCGACCUCGAUGCACAAACACCUUCCAUGUCAGGAUCCAUAUGCAACGACUCCACUUCACUGCUUGUCCUCAGCUAUGAAUCAGGCUACACACUAAGGUUCACAAUGAGUCGGCGAUUCUAUCCGGUGUCUGCACGCUUCUGGUUCACCUUGGAUUCUGUGCAGCUGCAGGCGAACGGUCUAACUGCAUCUUUUAUUGGGAGCCGCAACAUCUACGCCCCUGCAGAGUAUUCCUUCCACUGCCAGUCUGUCACUAGCUUCCGAGAUAUUCUGCUAGUGCCAAACAACACCAACUCCAACACCACUCUGUGGAUGCUCAAUUUCAUCGACUUUCAGAUUCAGGGCUUCGGUUUGGCCAACGGAACCGACUUCUCCUAUGCCAGUGACUGUGCCGGGUUCUUCACCCCGGGGAUCUGGAUGGGGCUGCUGACCGGACUGCUCAUGUUGUUGAUUUUAGUCUACGGUCUGCACAUGAUCAUGCAGGUGACCACCAUGGAUCGAUUUGACGACCCCAAAGGUCCGUCGAUUUCAGUGCCUCAGUCGGAGUAAAGCGCCCCCAGACAUAAACACUCCUCAGUCUGUCAGUGCCUCCGAGGAGAGUCCCUCCUUGUCAUGUAGCUUUUGUGAGCUUGGGCCUUAUUCUUUAAAGAUAUUUGUCCGACACUAGGACCUUUCCCUCCGAUAUUCUCUCCGGUAGAUUUUUUUUUUCUUCCCUGAAUCGUUCCACAGCUGCCUCAUGCAUACUGAUAUCCUGCAGGGCACAUUUCAUUUCCCCUCUCCGUAUUUGCAAGUGCCAAAGUGGAUGCACCUUUUAUAUUCGUUGAUUUUGUGUGCUAAAAGAUGUUUUUGUGCUUUUGUGCUGAGAUUAUGAGCAAUAAUUUCUCGUAACAGAGAACAGAAUGUCUUCUGUACCAACAUGAAUGUGAUCGCUGGAUGCUGGAGGACCUUCACAGACCUCAGUUCUUACUACUUCUGUUUUUCCAACCCAACUGUAAUUUAUUGACUACUGGUUAUAAAUUAAGUGCCUGUAUGCAAAGAGUAGAAUGCUUUUUGUGACUGUUUUGUAAUUGGCUUACAAAAGUAUGCUAAUACUUAUCCUUGGAUUAGUUCUGUUGGCAUUACUCGGACAAAUCCAAGUGCCACCACUUAUAUCCAACAUUUUCUUGACAAAUUAUUUAUUUAUAUAGGAAGUUUACCCCUUGCUUUAGGUUAAUCAAAACCUGAAAUAACAGUGCCUCAGUUCUGAUUUUAUCAAACGUAUUAAUAAUGUGCCAUGACAUGUACAUUGUCUCCAAUUGAAAAUAAAAUAAAAUCUAUACAUUUUGA
Molecule: messenger RNA, 2142 nt
Organism: Pseudoliparis swirei
Lineage: Eukaryota; Metazoa; Chordata; Actinopteri; Perciformes; Liparidae
Gene: atp6ap1b
Product: ATPase H+ transporting accessory protein 1b
Exons: 10
Coding region: 19-1365 (448 amino acids)
Cellular component (GO): proton-transporting V-type ATPase complex
Source: RefSeq, a predicted model, not a curated record